UAAAACGAAACACUGCGUCACAACUAGUUUCUCCACUUUUCCUCUUAACUUGAAGGUUCCCCUUGGAAUCUAAAGACAAUUAACUCAAAUAGAAAAAAUAAAAAGAAGGGAAGAAUGUGCACUUUACUUUGCUGCACAAUCGAAAACAGCUCUUUGGUUCAGCUUAGGGUCUCGGACGCAUCUGACUUGCCCGGCUUUGCCAGGGAAAAAUCAUCCUCUUAACCCCUCCUUUCCCUGACUCCCAGUGCGGCUACUCAAUGAGGUCAAAUGUCCCCGCUCGGCUGCCAUAGGGCCCCACCCCCAUCAGACAGCGCCCUUCCAUUGGCUGAGCCUGUUUGGCGCCAAAGCGAGGAGGAGCGGCUGAGCGCUGUGGGGCUCCGAACAAUAGAAGUGCCGCGGCCGAGAGCACAGCGACCGUUUGGCGUGGCUUGGCAGUUGACAGGACCGCGGGACCCAGGAGCGUCCGUCAUGUUCUGCGAAAAAGCUAUGGAGCUCGUCCGCGAGUUACACCGCGCGCCGGAAGGGCAGCUGCCGGCCUUCAACGAGGAUGGACUCAGACAAGUUCUGGAGGAGAUGAAAGCUUUGUAUGAACAAAACCAGUCUGAUGUGAAUGAAGCAAAGUCAGCUGGACGAGGUGAUUUGAUACCAACCAUCAAAUUUCGGCAUUGUUCUUUGUUAAGAAAUCGACGCUGCACUAUAGCAUACCUGUAUGACCGGUUGCUUCGGAUUAGAGCACUCAGGUGGGAAUAUGGCAGUGUCUUGCCAAAUGCUUUACGAUUCCACAUGUCUGCUGAAGAAAUGGAGUGGUUCAACCAUUAUAAAAAGUCUCUUGCUACUUACAUGAGGUCACUGGGAGGAGAGGAAGGCUUGGACAUCACCCAGGAUGUGAAACCCCCCAAAAGCCUCUAUAUUGAAGUACGGUGUUUGAAAGACUAUGGAGAAUUUGAAGUUGAUGAUGGCACUUCAGUCCUGCUUAAAAAAAAUAGUCAGCACUUUUUGCCUCGGUGGAAGUGUGAGCAGUUGAUCAGACAAGGGGUCCUGGAGCACGUGCUGUCCUGACUGUCCUGACGGCAGCGGGGACUUCAGGCUCCGCCAGGUGUGACGCUAAGUCUAGCUCAUGGAAACAUCCUCACUGGACCUCCCCUCUUCCUUUGAUUUUAAAUUUACAGGCAUGCUCUAAAAUAACUACGAAGGGCACCUGGGGGGAGCUCAGUGGUAGAGCACUUACUUAGCAUUUGAGAAACCCUGGGUUCCAUCCCUCGCACCUCAAAAGACACGACAACAAAAAUCAAAGAGCAGACUAUAGACCAGGAGCACGUGGCUCCAAGUAUAAUCUGCCACCUGUUAAGCUUUGUUACAAGCUAUAUCUCUAAUCAUUGCAUUCCCAUAGUAAAUGCUGUACUUUUAUAAAUAAAAAUCAACAGUCUUCAGUCUGAAUCUGUUUUCA
This is a messenger RNA of Peromyscus maniculatus bairdii (prairie deer mouse), 1447 nucleotides long. RefSeq names its product GINS complex subunit 1 (gene Gins1). Gene Ontology annotation, biological process: DNA replication; DNA strand elongation involved in mitotic DNA replication. Lineage: Eukaryota; Metazoa; Chordata; Mammalia; Rodentia; Cricetidae. The record is from RefSeq and is a predicted model, not a curated record. Gene Ontology annotation, cellular component: GINS complex.